Molecule: messenger RNA, 1268 nt
Organism: Synchiropus splendidus (mandarinfish)
Lineage: Eukaryota; Metazoa; Chordata; Actinopteri; Syngnathiformes; Callionymidae
Product: phospholipase A2, minor isoenzyme-like
Exons: 4
Coding region: 1-588 (195 amino acids)
Biological process (GO): arachidonate secretion; phospholipid metabolic process; lipid catabolic process
Molecular function (GO): phospholipid binding; calcium ion binding
Source: RefSeq, a predicted model, not a curated record
AUGAGUGGCGGUCAGCCUGAACCUGAGGAGUCCUCUUCUGUUGCUCUUCCUCUCUGGUACAACAAACCAGUCCCGUGGAUCAAGAACACAGAUGCUGAUGCCGGUUUCUGCUCAACAGUCUGCACAGGGACCAUUAGAGAAACCCUUAAUUCAAUAUGGCAGUUCGGGACGAUGAUCCAGUGUGUCCAGCCGAACGUCAGCUCCAUCAUGUACAACCGCUACGGCUGCUACUGUGUCUACGGCGGCGGGGGAACUCCAGUGGACCAGCUGGACCAGUGCUGUCAAACCCAUGACCACUGCUACACCCGAAGCAUAAACCUCACAGGAUGCACAAACAUCACUGACUACCCCUACAGUGGAACCUACGCAUACACCUGCUCCAACCAGACGGUGACCUGCUCAGACAGCAACGACAAAUGCGAGGCCUUCGUGUGCGAGUGCGACCGCGCCGCGGCCUACUGCUUCGCUAACAGUCCAUUCAACACGGAGAACAGCCACCCAUUCAGGAGAGCGCACUGCCUGUACGAGACAGAAGAGCCCACCGCUGCUACGGAGACGGAGAAGCUUAAUGUGACGGACGACGGUUGAAUAUCGUAAAAAAAAAACGGUGUUGCUGCUUGUGUCUGACAUGACGAACACGUGACUCAGAGAACAAGAUACGGUGAAUGGGCAAAUAGAGAGCAGGAUAUGUCAAACACUACAUUAUAUAGAUCAUGUACCAAGCUGUCAUUGUGAAAACCUGUUGCCUGUUUCACCACGGAGAUCUGCUCCAAGUCAAAUGAAUGCGUGUUAUAAAAUUUGACGUCUGAUUUACUGAAGGCUUGCGUGUUCUAAAAUACCUGUUUGCUCACACUCAAACACAUACAGAUCACAAUGGACACGCAAGAAAUGCAGGUCCCCACUGGAAUUCCGGUCCAACACUGGACCGGCUGUAGCAAUCGGAAUGCAUCAGGUGAAAGCAGCAUUUGCUAUUACAAUGUAAUGAUGUUUAUUAUGAAGUUUGUAGUGGAGCAUCAGAUACAAACGCUGAUAUCAAAAGUGUGUUUGAAUUAGCAGACCAUAGAUCAGUGUUCAUGAGGCCUUCAUAUUGGCUUGUAGAGAAGAGUGGUCACGUACUUCUUCUUGUAUCGGUGUGUGGCGCUGAGAACCAUCACGCCGUCCUGAAACACAACAACAGGGAAAACAUAGAAGCUCAGAGGAGAGCAGCGUGGGAGACUCAGCGACAGCAGGCAGCGAGGGCGCAGAGGAAACAUGCGUGUGGCACCUUG